Molecule: messenger RNA, 2424 nt
Organism: Neoarius graeffei (lesser salmon catfish)
Lineage: Eukaryota; Metazoa; Chordata; Actinopteri; Siluriformes; Ariidae
Gene: efcc1
Product: EF-hand and coiled-coil domain containing 1
Exons: 8
Coding region: 14-1927 (637 amino acids)
Molecular function (GO): calcium ion binding
Source: RefSeq, a predicted model, not a curated record
GGAAACAGAGAGAAUGGAAACAUUAGACGGAUGUGAUCCAUACAGCCGCCCGGCGCGCAGGACACAAUGGAUAGUGAGCACACUGGCUUACCAUUAUGGACUGGACCGCGGUGUGGAGAACGAGAUCAUAGUCCUUGCCACUGGCUUGGAUCAGUACCUGCAGGAGAUCUUUCACCACCUGGACUGCCAGGGCGACGGGAAAAUCCCUUCCGAGGAUUUCCAGAUCCUGUGUGAAAUCCUGGGGCUGAAUAAAGAGACCGAGGCGGAGGAGUGCGCAGGGAUUUUGGACAGCUUGCCCAGCGAGUUCACUUUCCGCCAGUUUCACGCCAAACUGUGCGGCUACUUCAGCACCAAGGCUGGCUGCCACUACGAGGACGGCCGGCUGCUGGUGGGCAGAGAGAGCGAGCACAUCGAGACGCAAAUCCGCCUCCGGAGCCCAAUGAGGCGCAGGGAGAAGCUGCUGAACCCGGGCACCGGGAGGCGCACCAGCCACUCCAUGCCUGCAUCGGACCAGCACAGUUCAGGAUGCAGGCAAGGUUCGUGCACACGCGAGUGUUAUGAGGACAUUGUGGCUUUGGAGGAAGCGGAGGACCGGAUAGCCAAGCUGGAGGAGGAGAACUCAAGUCUGCGGGAGCUGGUGGAGGACAUGCGUGCGGCUCUUCAGAGCAGUGAUGCGCGCUCUUUGGCCUUGCAAGUUGGACUGUGGAAGAGCCAUGUAAAACACAAACCAGACAGUGGCUGCUUUGUUGCCCAUCAUAAGCGCAUGGCUCAGAAAUCCACCAUUCGGGGCAGUAUGAAGAGAUUUCAGGACGUCUUUACAGAGACAGAACUGGCCCGGAACUCUGAGCAGGUUGAGGAUGUCCUGCUUCUAAACAAGCAACUGGAGCAGGAGCUGCGAGUUUCUAGGGAGGCUGUGCUGUUGCUUGAGGAGUGCAACAGAACCCUGAAGAAGGAGCAGGUAGACAUGAGGAAGAAGGUGGAGGAAGCCAGGGAAGCUCUGCUCAGUGGCUUGGGCAAAGUGAAAGAGUUGGAAGCCAAAGCCAGUCAUGUGCCUGUUCUGCAAAGGCACGUACAGCAACUGGAGAUGGAACUUCUGUAUUACAGGGCCGAGAUCCCCAAAGUGCCUGUGUCGAAAGUAUUCAGCAGUGCAGAUGAGCUGCCGUACAGGGGCAACAUGCGCCAGAGCAGCCGAUGUUGUCUGGAUACACAACGAGACCGUGACUCUCCAACAGGCCAUGCAGAGAGCAAUCACGACAACAUGGAGGAGCAGCUCUUCCGCUCAGUGGAGGGUCAGGCAGCAUCAGAUGAAGAGGAGGAGAGGUGGACAGGAGAGCAGCAGAGACAAGUGGACGAGGUGAAGAGGAUUCUCACCAGGCUGUCCUGCUGUGGAGACAGGUGUGAUGAGAGGGCUUUGAAGAAGCUGCUGUCUCACUGGGGUGAGUCGUGGGCAGAGGAGAGCCACACUGCUGUUCUGCAGCUGUUGGAGCGAGUGACUCGUCUCCACAAACAGCUGGAGCUAAGAGAGAGCCAGGCCAUGAGAUCUGAGACUGACCCCGAACAGGUAAAGGACUCAUUAGUGCAGGAACUACAGCAGAAGGCUGAAGAGACAGAGCUCCUCCACAGAGAACUGCAGAUGCUGGAGACAGAGAGGGUGCGUCUGUCAUUGGUUGAGGAAAAGCUUAUGGAUGUUCUGCAGCUCCUCCAGCAGCUCAGAGAUCUGAACGUAUCAAGGAGGUCUCUGGGAAAGAUCUUGCUGAGUACGCUGGAGUCUUGCAGCGAUCCCCAUCAUGGGAAGGCCCAUAUUCUGGAAGUGCUGAAUGCUCUUUGUCAUGAACUGGCUGCAUGUGAGAUCCUCUCAAGCAGCGGCUCAUCAGAGAACCCACAGAGUCACUCAUCUCUCACUAACUCACUUCUCAUCUCCUGCUGAGCAGCUGCCCAAACCAUGGAGGACAUUCUGCAGAGAUGCAUUGUCUGAUACUAUUCCUCUGUGUUUCUCUUCUGUGUCUUUUGUAAAUAAUUGUUUAUAUUUCUGUGUUAUGAGUUUGUCUUCUCGCUGUAUAUGAAGAGAUAUUUCAUGAAGUAAGGGCUCACAAUUACCCAGAUAAGCCAAGUCAGACUUGGUUUAAGGUAUUAAGCUAACCCAGAUAUCCUUGUCUGUGAAAUUAAUGAUUUUCUAAUACUGUAUGUUUAAUCGAGUGUGGCACGGCGACGCAGUGUAGCAUUGCCACCUUACAGCUCCAGGGUUCGCUCAUGAGCUUGUGUUACUCUCAGUGUGGAGUUUUUGUACAUGGUCUCCUGGUGCCAGUGUGGGUUUCUUCUGGGUUCUCAGGUUUACUUCCAUCUCACAAAAACAUACUAGUAGGUGUAUUCUCUUCCUCAUGCCCAGUGUUCCUGGGAUUGUGUCCAGAUCCACCAUGACUUGAC